AUGUUCAGGAUAGCAACAGGCGCCGCAUUACUCACUGCGACAAUCAUUUAUUACGUUGUAGACAAGAUCAUGCAUUCACUGAAAGUAGGCAACAUAACGGACAAGUAUGUGUUUAUUACUGGAUGUGAUUCUGGAUUUGGACACCUCGCAGCCAAACAACUUGACAAGCUCGGUUUCCACGUCUUUGCUGGCUGUUUAACAAAAGAGGGAGCCAAGUCUGUGAGGGAGAGCUGUUCCAGUCGAGUGACCACAGUUGAGCUGGACGUUAGAAGUACAGAGAGUAUACAACAAGCGGUCAAGCAGGUAGAAAGUAGCCUUCCUCCAGGCACAGGAAUAUGGGCCUUGAUAAACAAUGCAGGGAUUAUAGGCCUAGCUGCCCCGGCAGAGAUGUGCAGCAGAGAGGACGUUCAGGAGGCCCUCAGUGUUAAUCUUCUGGGACCUAUAGACGUGACACGGCACUUUCUACCUCUCAUCAGGAAAUCUCAAGGUCGGAUAGUGAACACUUCAAGUAUUGGUGGUCGUGUGGCUGUGGUAUCUAUUCCUUACACCGUCUCAAAGUUUGGGGUGCAAGGAUUCUCAGAAAGACUAAGACGCGAGGUCUCGCAACAGGACAUUAAAGUAUCUAUCGUAGAGCCAGGAGCCUUUCGGACACCAAUUGUAAACGUAGACAAAAUCGUACAAGAUGUCCAAGAAGCAUUCAACAAGCACAGUCCAGAUAUACAGGAUGUCUACGGAGGUCCUGAGCUAAUAAACAGGGUGCGUGCAUUUUACACUGCGGUUCAGACGUCAAGUACAGCAAACAUAGAACCUGUUGUCAAAGCUUACAUCCACGCAGUUGCAUCCAAGUAUCCGCACAGAAGAUACAGACCUGGCUGGGACGCCAAGUGGUACUUUAGUCCACUGUGUUUACUCCCUGACAGCAUCGCUGAUCUUGUGCUGGGUCCUGCCGCCUAA
This is a messenger RNA of Candidula unifasciata, 954 nucleotides long. NCBI's taxonomy places the organism in Eukaryota, Metazoa, Mollusca, Gastropoda, Stylommatophora, Geomitridae. The record is from the annotation of a GenBank genome assembly.